Molecule: messenger RNA, 1082 nt
Organism: Phytophthora sojae
Lineage: Eukaryota; Oomycota; Peronosporomycetes; Peronosporales; Peronosporaceae
Exons: 1
Coding region: 90-881 (263 amino acids)
Source: RefSeq, a predicted model, not a curated record
ACGCCGUGCGGGUCGACGCCGAGCUGCAGCGGCUCGAGCGGCGGUCCAGCUCCCUCGUGGACGAGUGGAAGCGCCGCUCCUCCUUCUCUAUGAGCUCCAGGGGCAGCCGCAGCUUCUCCGCUCAGCCCGAGGGCGAGGACGACGUCGUGGAGCAGAGCGAGCGUCGUGAAGACAACAAUGACGACGAGGACGAGCUCUACUUCGACGAAGAGGAGGACCUGGAUGUGGCUGAGCGCCUCGAGCAGCUCGAGAGGGAGAAGCAGAGGCUGCUGGGCCUUCUGCUCCGAACGCUCCGGCUCCCCGACGCCCUGCAGAUGCACACCAACGUGGCCAUGUACGCCUCGGAGGCGCAGGCCUGCGAGUCCAUUAAGAAACAGAUCGACCGGGCCAUCGGCCUGUACCACCAGGCGCUGCAGCUGCUGCGUAUGGCGAUGGCCACCGUCGUCUCCUCUCAGUACUCGGGAUCCGCGAGGGAGUUCGCCAACGGCCCGUUCGCGCUCACAGUCGAGGCUGGCCAGCUCAUGGAGGCCGCGGCCAUCGGCAUCCAGCCGGAGGCUCGCCGCAGAUAUCGACAGUUCGCCCCGGAUCUGCAAAGCCUGCGCCUCCCUAAGUUCCCCCAGGUCGUGAGCGACUUCGUCCGUCGCGCCCGCACCAACUUUGACCCGCGCAGUGCGCUGGCGCAGGAGGCCGUGAGGAGACUUCCGGCGUGCGAGACCACCAUGGUCAUGACGCACAAGCUCGUGAUCGAGAAGCUGGAGCUGCUCGACCGAUGGAAACGCACCGUCGAGCAGGACCAGGCUCACGCCCUGGACUCCCAGCAUCGGCUCGAGGCGCACUUGCAGCAGCGUCUCGCUGUGCUGGCCCGGUCCGUGUCGGUCUAAGGCGCAGCAGGUGGAGCUGCAUGCAUUUUCAACUCGGUUAACCACCACUCACGCAGCGCAUGCGGCAAGUCCGCUGCGUUGCUCAUGAAGACGGGGGCUCUACAGCGCUCGGCCUUCCUAGUAAAUCGUUUAUAAUUUAUGCAGCGCCUCAUGCCCGAGCGUUGCUGCGAUUAGUAUCAAAUAGACGUGCAUCGUCAUUUC